Paramormyrops kingsleyae is the source of this 2269-nucleotide messenger RNA. RefSeq names its product glycolipid transfer protein-like. NCBI's taxonomy places the organism in Eukaryota, Metazoa, Chordata, Actinopteri, Osteoglossiformes, Mormyridae. Gene Ontology annotation, biological process: ceramide transport; intermembrane lipid transfer. Gene Ontology annotation, cellular component: cytosol; cytoplasm; membrane. The record is from RefSeq and is a predicted model, not a curated record. Gene Ontology annotation, molecular function: ceramide 1-phosphate transfer activity; ceramide 1-phosphate binding.
GGCUCCUCCGAAGGCCACACCCCCACGCAGGAGCACUCGAUCCGGAUUGGCUGCGUCGUUGCUAAGAGGUGGCGCCGCGGAAGCUACAGCCGGUAGUACUGGUUCCGGGUUUCUCCGAAGUGCUCAAGUCCCGCAUGUCAGUUCGGUGCUGAAGUGGGCGGCGAUGGCUCUAUUAAUGGAGCAUCAGUUCAGAGAGGUCCUGGAGGAUCAGCAGGUGGACACUGAGUCGUUUCUGGAGGCGGUCUCGCACCUUCCGCCGUUCUUCGACUGCCUUGGCUCUAAAGUCUUCGCUCCGAUCAAAGCAGACAUUGCAGGAAAUGUCUCUAAAAUCAAGGCAGUGUACAGCAGCGACCCCGGCAGAUACACGACCCUGCAGCGGAUUCUACAGGCUGAGAAGGAGACUCACGGCUCCGAGUGGCCCAAGGUCGGCGCCACACUAGCCUUGAUGUGGCUGAAAAGGGGCCUUCGCUUCAUCCAGAUCAUGCUGCAGAGCCUAGCGGACAGGGAGCGCGAUGAGAAGAACCCGGACCUGAUCCGGGUCAAUGCCACCAAGGCCUAUGAGGCUGCCCUAAAGAAGUACCAUGGCUGGCUGGUCCAAAAGCUCUUCACGGCGGCGCUGUACGCUGCUCCUUAUAGGUCCGAUUUCCUGAAGGCCCUGUCUAAAGGUCAGGAAGUGGAGGAGGAGGACUGCCUGGAGCAGAUCCGCCAGUUCCUGGUCAACUUCACAGCUAUAGUUGACGCCAUCUAUGUCAUGUUCACUGCUAUGAACGCCGAACUGGACUACAAGGCUUGAGUCUUCCUCACCGCUUCCUGGAGAUUCCUGCCACUCUGCUGGUUUAUUCUUCCAAUUGGUGUCUUUAUACUUUCUGGUUGAGUCUCUAGUUGCAUCCUCGCUUCCAUUUAAAGACUCGUAAUCCUGUCCCUGUCAUGAUCUUAGGCCUUGCAGCAUAUCAGAUUUUUAAAUUAUUUUUUUGACUGAUACUGUUGACGUCCAGCAGCUGGCAUUCGUCCUCCUCCUGCGCAGUUUGCAUCAUAUAAAUGGUGUCUUUCCACCAGAACAUUUCAGGUCACGGAGAAGCGUCCGGUGGCCAUGGUCCAGUACAGCUCUGUGUAGAACUGGGGGUGUGACAAACUUUUAAUUUUUAUUGCUUGUUAGGUUUUUAUUCCAGUGAUCGUUUUAUCAGAUUGUAUUUUGCAGUCUGCUGGAGUGACUCAGGUUAGUUCCUGGUUGGUUGUGAAAUUGCAAGAUGCUGCUGAGCAGCUUCUGUCGGCAUCCAUGGUGGCAGGAACCUAUUACAUUUUUCUCAUGGGAUGGCCUGUAAUUAGUGGUAACACUGAUUGUCCUUUUUUAAACUACCUGAAUGCUUAAUCUGCUUUGUGCUCUGAUUGCCGCCUUGCCUUUGUUUAUUCAGACGAGCCAGCGGAGGUUGGUUCUAACGCCAGCUGUCUGUUCUGAGGCUCCUCAGUACUUCACCACCGUGCCCAAAAUUGCCCCUGAUGUUGUAGAUGCUCCUGUGUAUGUUUGAAAUCCGAUGGAGCUGAUUACUUGGGUUGACUGCGGUACAGUAACCCCCUUCAUCUGCCGAUGUUUUAGGAAGUGUGACUUUGUGAAAUUUGAUCUUGACUGUUAAAGUAAUUCCUCCCAUAGCCACCAAGCUGAAAGUGAAUUUGGUUUAAGUCAGUGUGUGUUUAGUGUGAGUGGUAAUAGCUUGGUAACUAGCAUGCAAAUUGAUUCUGUUCUGGAUUUUGGGUGACAUUUCGCAGAAAUGCUGCUGUUACAUGAUGUAUUUGCACAUCACUGUUCUGUAGGUUGGUAAUAGUGUGGGAGUUGUGCAAACCCUACAAUUACAGCUACAGGGCCAUUGGAGGCCAUGACAGACAGAAGGUUUGUCAGCUUGAUGUAACUUGUCAUCUUGCCCGUGGCAGAUUCGGUGACCUGGGUGCAGUAGUGUUAAUUUUGCCGUGUUACAGCUUCCGACAGGAGGGUAGAGCAGGAAUUGGCAGAGCGAAUAUCUGAGCAGCUUGAAAUGCUUUAAUCAGAUGGCUCUGCUUACAAUGACAUCUGACUGAUGGUUUCCUUCAAACGAGAGGUUAUGUGUGUGGCCACUCUCAACUGUAUUUUCUUAAACUAAUUUGAUUUGUAUCUGUGCAUAAAGACUGUAAAAAAAAAAAAAAGAAAGUAAUUUUUAUAUUAAUCCUGCUGGGGGGUUUCAGUGGUUGUAACACCAGCAGAUUUUCAAUGAUAAACUGACAGAAAUUUAAAAACGAA